GAUAACAAUAGUCUGAAACGCUUAACACUCUCUAUCCAACCACUUCACUGCAGACGUCGAAGAUUCGAGACAUCGAAGCAAAGCUAGUCUUUUGUGAAUGCUAGCAUAAUAUUGAAAUUGUCACAAUGAAAUCGGUUAAUAUAAAUACUAAAGAUUGCACGAAGGUUAUUGUGUACGCGUUCGAUAAAGUUUGUUUUGAAACUAUGGUAUUCCCUCACACGGUCGGUCAUGAGUGCAUGGCUUUUGCUAUCCACCAACUUGGAUUAACAGACGCAAGAUAUUUCGGUUUCCGUCAUGUCACUAGUGACUUGAGAGUUGAAUGGAUUGAUUUGAAUAAACGUUUGGGAAAGCAACUCGACAAAGAUUGUAAGCAACAUUGUUUUUAUUUUGGAGUGAUGUACUAUAUAUCGCGUGCUUAUAACAUUAAAGAUGAGGUUGCACUGUAUCAGUAUUUCAGGCAACUUCAUGUUGAUUAUUUAUAUAGUCAGUAUGAUUGUUUACUUGAAAGGGCUAUCAAACUGGCUUCGUUUUACCUUCGAGUGAUUCUAGGUCCAUACGAUCCCCAAAAGCAUACGGCUGCGACAGUGAGCCGCCAGCUUCUUUUUCCUGUUAGCAUAUGGAAGGACGAGAAAAUUGCUGCAGAUGCUCAAGAAAAAGCUUUUCAGAAUUACCAAACCCUUAAUAUAACUUCUAAAACUAGUAUGGUUUUUUAUAUAAUUGAAUUCGAGUCUGCGACGUACUACGGACUAGAGUGUCACUCUGCCCUGCUUUCCGAGAGACGAGAGGCGGUGCAUCUAAUAACAUCCUACAAUGGUAUCAUGAUAAAAUAUUUAACAUCCCCUAAUGCUUUACUCCUCAAGUGGUCAGAUAUUGUCGCAAUCACACGCUCUCAAAAGUCUAGUAUAAUUAUCCAACAGCAAUCUCGCUCCAUACAACUAGAACUGGCUGAUAAGAACAGAGCAAAAUAUUUCUUCCAAAUGGCUUUCCUUUUGAUGCACUUUUAUCAAGAUAAUCCAGAGUUCUGCGACAGAUCGUCAAAGGAACCUGCCAAGCCUGACGGCUACGAAUCUUACUCAUUGCUGCUAUCAACUUCUCAGUCGGAGACUCUGAGAUCCGUUCUUCGUUACCAGCAGUCGCUGACUUCUAUUCCUGACAACAUUCAGUUAUCUCCAAAAACUCUUCAUGAAGCUGCUGAAACUGCGGAAUACCUCCUCGCACAACCCUCACGUCCAAAACAAACUGCUCUAGGUGCAACAGAAGCAAUUGCUAGGCCAUCGAAACCCGUAGCGAGUGUCAGAACUGCUGAGGUACGUCUUGAUGAAGAAUUUUUCUUGACUCAUUCUAAGGAUAUAAAAUAUGAAGCGAAGAAACUUAACAAAGGUUGUCAAACGCAACCUUUUUUGACAUCUAUGAUUAAUGAGCGAUUCCAGAAGUAUACUGAAGCUAGUCCGAUGCGUUUACUUUCUCAAACUGUAAAAAAUAUUCUGCAGUAUCUAGAUGAAAUAGAAAAGACGGAACGUGAAACCCAAGCGGAUAUUAAAUCUAAACAAAGUACGGGAAAACAUUUCUCCGAUUCGCAACCAUUGCAAGAAUGUGGCAUUCCUUAUAGACCUCCACCCAAAUAUCCAUUUCCAAAAACCAAGUCGAAGGAUACGGACAUAGACUAUACGAAACCUAUUACCCCAGGGCAAAUUUUGAAGAGAAUUCAAGACAUCCAAAUACGAGAUAAAAGCACUGAGGCUGUUUCACCCGCUAAAUCGGAGAAAAGUAAAGAGUCAAAAGUUUCUGAAACUCCUAUGCUGCCUAGUAGGGAGUACGCACGUCUGGAACCUGCGAAAAGUGAGCCAGUUCAUCAAUCCCUAUCUAAAGCGGAGUUGUUGGCCCUAGAUGAAAGUUCUAAAGGAGCUAAACAUAAGCAUUCCAAGAAGCCAUUUAUUAUGGUGGCUUCAAAUGCACUUAAAGAAAUUCGAAGUAGAGAUAAAUAUGAAAAUCUGCAACGUAAAUUAAAUGAGGGCCAGGUUUUCGCUGAGUUUCGCUCAACUGGCGUAAAAAGUCAACAAAUGCCUUGUUCUGUUGGUUAUCAUUUUGAAAACGCUAUUAGAAACCGCUAUCAAUCUGUUGUACCUUAUGACGAAAAUCGUGUACAACUGACUGGAAGACUUGAGAAUGUAUUCGGUUAUAUAAAUGCGUCUAGUAUAAAAUGGAGACGCGGUCCGCAUGAAUUGAGCUUCAUUGCAGCUCAAGCGCCGCUAAAAAAUAAUCUCGAAGAUUUUUGGCAAAUGGUUUGGGAACAAAAGGUUUCUAUAAUAAUUAUGCUGAAUUCUAUAGAUAACGAGAGUAAACUUGGCUGUUGUCUGUACUGGCCUCAAGAAUGGAAUCUUGAUCAAAAAUUUCAGAGUGGACCGUUUACAGUUACUUUCCAUACUUAUAGGAGAACUCCCGAGUACUAUUUGGAUGUUCUGACUAUCACCGAUCCUUCUGGUGAGCAACAGCUAAUAAGUAAUCUUCAUUUCACUCAAUGGUCACAAGAUGAUUGUCCGUGUGAUUUAUCAAUUUUUGUCAGCUUUUUGGAAGAGAUUGAAUCUGUACAAAAUCUUAUGCGCACUAAACAUCCCGUCCAAGCUCCUAUCGCUGUGCUGUGUCAUGAUGGAGUUGGUCGUACUGGUGUCCUAAUAAUGUCUUAUAUUAUGAAAUAUUGUCUAAAGUGUGACCUUGAAAUGAAUCUGCAAAAUUUGCUUGGCUUCCUCCGCUCCAAUAGAAUGCUUAUGGUUACUUCAUUAAAACAAUAUAUUUCCGUUUAUGAAGCUUUGAUUUAUUUCCUGAAAGGACAAUUUUCUCCUCCAAAAACGUAUCUCGUUGGUCCAUUUAAGAUUUAAAUAGUCUGAAAUUAUACGACUUUAAUCGUAUGGAAUUUAUACAUUUUUCUUUUGGAACUACAUUUUUCACGAGAGUACUUUCCUUUUAAAAAAAAAUUGCAAUAAAGUGGAAAACUAAGACAUCUCAUGAGACAUUUUAUUUUUAACUAACCUAAGGGAAACCCUUUACUUUCAACAAUUUCCUACGUGUAAAUUAUCAACUACCUGAAGCUUCGAAGUUUUGCGAGAGCACCAAGUUAAAUGUCGAGUGUGGAAAUUAAAAAAAAUAUGCCUCUCAUAUAUUCACAAUAUUGUCUAUUCAGCUUUUUAAAGCUUUAAUUGGAAGAAUUUGUUGUUUGAACUGUUUAGAUGCAGCUGUAAAAAAAUUUUUCUAGAAAACUUUUCCUCUAGAAGAGUGAGAAAUAGAACCCCCAUAACUGAUUAACUACUAUCUAUGUUGGAGCUUUGUCACUGUAUCUUUUUUUUUUUUUUUUUUUUUUUUUUUUUUUUUUUUUUUGAUACUUCUAUAAAAUCCUCAAAGGUGUAAUCGAGGCAUGCCUUUUUUAUCUGCCAAUUAUCUCCCCACUCUCACCAGGCGUCGUUCUACUUCAAGAUUUUCCUUAUCUUUUUCUCCGAGAACAAACUCUUGCAACGACUAAAAUUAAAAAUUUAUAAAUUCUGCGUUUGUUGUUAUUCUCCAGUCUGACGACUUGAAAAUAUUGGAUCUGCAUCCUCAUAAAUUAACGAUUUUCAAGGGAUCUUUUCAAGGAACCCUUAGCUCUGUAGCAACAGUAGCUAAA
This is a messenger RNA of Octopus bimaculoides (California two-spot octopus), 3655 nucleotides long. RefSeq names its product tyrosine-protein phosphatase non-receptor type 14-like. The record is from RefSeq and is a predicted model, not a curated record. Gene Ontology annotation, molecular function: protein tyrosine phosphatase activity. Lineage: Eukaryota; Metazoa; Mollusca; Cephalopoda; Octopoda; Octopodidae. Gene Ontology annotation, biological process: protein dephosphorylation. Gene Ontology annotation, cellular component: cytoskeleton.